AUGGCUACGGCAGUGGUGGCCGUUGUGGCCUGUCUGCUAGUGAGCUGGGCGGUGGCCGACAUGGUGGGGGACGAGGCCCGCGAGGCAGCGGCUGUGCAGGGUUUGCUGUCGCGGCUGCUGGGGCCCCGGGCGGCCGGGUUCUCGGUGGCGGUGGAGCGCUCCCUGGCGCCGGCCCCAGGCGAGGACACGUUCCGCCUGAGCGGGGGCGGCGGGAGACCCGUGCAGGUGGCCGGCUCCAGCGGCGUGGCGGCCGCGGCCGGGCUGCACCGCUACCUGCGCGACUUCUGCGGCUGCCACGUGGCCUGGUCGGGCGCGCAGCUCCGCCUGCCCGAGCCGCUGCCCGCCGUGCCCGAGCCGCUCACAGAGACCACGCCCAAUAGGUACCGCUAUUACCAGAACGUGUGCACGCAGAGCUACUCCUUCGUGUGGUGGGGCUGGGAGCGCUGGGAGCGCGAGAUCGACUGGAUGGCCCUGAACGGCAUCAACCUGGCGCUGGCCGCCGUCGGGCAGGAGGCCGUCUGGCGGAGGGUGUACUUGACUUUGGGCCUGAAUGAGACAGAGAUAGAUGAGUACUCCACUGGCCCAGCCUUCCUGGCAUGGGGGCGCAUGGGCAACCUGCACACCUGGGGUGGCCCCCUACCUUCCUCCUGGCACCUUAAGCAAUCUUACCUGCAGUACCGGAUUCUGGAGAGGAUGAGAUCUUUUGGGAUGAAGCCAGUGCUCCCUGCAUUUUCUGGACAUGUCCCCAAGGCAUUUAUUAGGGUGUUCCCUCAGGCCAAUGUCACCAAUCUGGGCGUGUGGGGCCACUUCAGCUGUUCUUACUCCUGCUCCUACCUCUUGGCCCCAGAAGACCCCUUGUUCCCAGUGGUGGGGAGCCUCUUCCUGAGGGAGCUGACUCAGGAGUUUGGCACUGACCACAUCUAUAGUGCUGACCCUUCCUCUGAGCCAGCCUACCUGGCUGCUGCCACAGCUGCAGUCUAUGAGGCUGUGAUUGCAGUGCAUGUUGAUGCUGUGUGGCUUCUCCAGGGCUGGCUAUUUCAACACCAGCCCAACUUCUGGAAACCGCCUCAGGUGAAGGCUGUGCUGAAGGCUGUGCCCCUUGGCUGCCUUCUCAUCUUGGAUCUAUAUGCUGAGUCCCAGCCUGUCUACUCCCGCACUGACUCCUUUUAUGGCCAGCCAUUCAUCUGGUGCAUGCUGCACAAUUUUGGGGGAAACCAUGGGCUUUUUGGGGCAUUGGAUGCCGUGAACAGGGGACCCUCAACUGCCCGUCUCUUUCCCAAUUCCACCUUUGGGGGUACAGGCAUGGUCCCAGAAGGCAUCAACCAGAAUGAAGUAGUUUAUGCCUUGAUGGCUGAGCUGGGUUGGCGGAAGGACCCCUUGCCUGACUUAGGGGCUUGGGUAGCAGGCUUUGCAGCCCAGCGGUAUGGGACUCCUGACUCCCAUGCAGAAGCUGCCUGGAGGCUGCUGCUACAAAGUGUCUACAACUGUUCUGGUGAUUUGUGUACUGGCCACAACCGUAGCCCAUUGGUGAAACAACCAUCCCUUUACCUGGACUUCUCUGUCUGGUAUAACAGGAGUGAUGUGUUUGAGGCCUGGAGGUUGUUGCUGGAAGCAGCCCCAGUGCUGGCAAGCAGCCCUGCCUUCCGCUAUGACCUGCUGGAUGUCAUGAGGCAGGUGGCCCAGGAGUUGGUGAGCCUGUAGUAUUGGGAGCUCAGGACAGCAUUUGAGGCAGGAGCAGUGCCAGCCUUGCUCACUGCUGGUGGCCUGCUGGUCUUUGACCUACUGCCCUCCCUGGAUGAGCUGCUGGCCAGUGAUGAGAGGUUCCUUCUAGGUGGCUGGCUGGAGCAGGCCCAGAAAAUGGCAGUCAGUGAGGCUGAGGCCUGGCAUUAUGAGCGGAAUGCCCUCUACCAGGUGACCCUGUGGGGGCCCGCAGGGAACAUCCUCAACUAUGCCAACAAGCAACUGGCAGGACUGGUGGCUGGCUACUAUGCUCCCCGAUGGAAGCUCUUUGUGGAGAUGCUGGUGAAGAGCCUGGUUGAGGGCGCCCCCUUUCACCAGAGCCAGUUUGAGAAUGAAGCCUUGCUGUUGGGGCAGAACUUUGUCUUGGGUGGGGAGAAGUUCCCCAUCCAACCUCAGGGUGACACUGUGGACUUAGCCAAGAAGUUUUUUCUCAAAUAUUACCCAAGGUGUCAAGCAAGAGCUGUGUGACUUACCCCCUCACCUGUACCACCUGAGACCUCCAGUAGCUCCUUGUACUUUUAAGCUCCCUCC
Messenger RNA from Trichosurus vulpecula (common brushtail), 2271 nucleotides. It is a transcript of the gene NAGLU, whose product is annotated as N-acetyl-alpha-glucosaminidase. NCBI's taxonomy places the organism in Eukaryota, Metazoa, Chordata, Mammalia, Diprotodontia, Phalangeridae. The record is from RefSeq and is a predicted model, not a curated record.